Hippoglossus stenolepis (Pacific halibut) is the source of this 2481-nucleotide messenger RNA. RefSeq names its product major facilitator superfamily domain containing 8-like 2 (gene mfsd8l2). Bases 28 to 1458 code for a protein of 476 amino acids. The record is from RefSeq and is a predicted model, not a curated record. Gene Ontology annotation, molecular function: transmembrane transporter activity. The transcript has 11 exons. Gene Ontology annotation, biological process: transmembrane transport. NCBI's taxonomy places the organism in Eukaryota, Metazoa, Chordata, Actinopteri, Pleuronectiformes, Pleuronectidae.
UUAAAAGGUUGCACACCACUGGGCACGAUGGAUAAUCACCAAAAGAGGAAAUUAACUUUCUUUACCAUUGGACUGAUAUUCCUGCUGAGCGGCAUUGAGUACGCCGUCAUUCUGCCUACGAUAUGGACGUACCUGCAGAUUUUGGAGGCCCCCCCCUACUUCCUGGGUCUGGGUCUGUCGGCCUUCAGUUUGAGCGGGCUGCUCACAGGCCCGCUCUUUGGGUUCUGGUCAGAUCGGUGGAAAACGACAAAGUCCAUCAUUCUUUUUUCCAAUCUUUUUGAGAUUGUCGGUAACUUCAUGUAUUUUAUUGGAUAUUCAAAGUGGCUGUUGUUAUGCAGUCGGCUUGUGACAGGUGUCGGAGCAGGAGCGGGCUCCUCCAUCUUCGGUCUCCUGACUCAGAGCACUCGGCCAGAGGAGCGUGCCGGUAUCUUUGCUGCAAUCAUGGCUUGUCGACAAGCUGGCCUCCUUGUCGGGCCGGCGUUCAACCUGUUCCUGCGGCUGUGUGAUUUCAAACUGGGGCCCUUUGUUGUGAACAAGUAUACGUCUCCUGGGAUCUUCAUGUGUCUGCUGUGGGUGCUGCUCCAGUGUGUUGUCCUGGCUCUGUAUUGGGAUUUACCGCCCAUCAGCUCAGAAGAUGAAGCCGUGAUCCUGGAGAUGAAACAGGAGGAGGAUGAUGAUGAGGAGGUGCCACUGAUGCAGUCCAACGAGGAUCUGUCGCACACCUACAGAGCCGUCAGCUCCAACCAACUGGAGACCUCCGCCUUGUCAGAUACGCAGCCCGACCAUGGUGCCACGGCGGCGUCGAACCCCUUCAAAAACUUCAGCGCCAGCAGAGAGUUCCUGAGAGAGGAGGUGGUUGUGCUCCUCACGGCUCAGUUCAUCACUCUCUUCAAUCAGACAGCGCUGGAGACCAUGGUGACUCCCCUGACGCAGCGCUACUUCGGCUUCGGUGAGCUGGGCAACAGCCUGAUGUACAGCCUGUGUGGGGUGGAGGUCAUCCUGGGCUUCUUCUUCGUGCGCUGGCUGAGCUCGAAGGUGGCGGACCGCGUCGUGCUGGCCGUGGGCCUGGUCAUCUGCUGCACCGCCUGUAUCUGGUCCCUCGUCUUCCUCUGCGACCCUCGAGGUGGUUAUGGGUGGGAGCUGACGGCCUUCAUCAUCGGAGUGUUUCUGCAGCUGCUGGGCCUUCCCUUUGUGGCCGUGUCUCAGGUGUCUCUGUUCUCCAAAGUCACCGAUGAGAAAACACAGGGAUUCAGCCAAGGAGUCCGACGCUCAGUCGGGGGCCUGGCCACCAUCCUGGGUCCUUUGUGGGCUGGAGGACUGACCGAUAAUAUGUACAUAAUGCUGGGCAUGAUGUUAGCUCUCCUCAUUCUGAUCACAGUUAUGGCGGCGCUGUCCUACGAGCGCCUGGCCGAGCCCAGGGCAGUGCAGUGCGCCCAGAGCUCCGGCGGCGGAGGAUAGAGCCGCAGUGUGUCUGACAGAGCAGGACAAGGGCCGAAGACGGACAGAGGGGGAUGCCCUUCACUUCUGAGAGGAGUUUGCUGCAGAGGGGGAAAUGUGCGAGUGUGUGGAAUGAAAACGUUCAGAUAAUAUGCCUCUCCUCAGGACACAGGGGUGAAAUGCAGUAAGUUUUUAAGCGAGACACAAUCUCUGCUGUCAGGAGAUUUUUUUUAUUAGAAUCCACCUUGUAUGCACGUCAACGCCAGACUAUUGAUUAUAUUUUACACAAGGGGGCACCAUUGCUCUCAUAUUGAAUAUUCAGGGCCACAAUUGAAGAUGAAAGCCAUUAUUUUUAAACUGAACUAUUUAUACCCCCAGGUGUUGAUGAAAUGACGAGAGAACAGGUUUUUUGUUUUUUUUCUACCAUGUGACCCGUGUUCCAAAAUUUCCAUUUCUUGUCCCGAGUCUUUCGUCUAAUGAAAAAAAAAAGAAACAAUUGACACAAUGAGUGCAGAAGUGAAGCUGUCAACAUCUGAGCAGCUCCACGCAGAGAGGCUGAGAGACGAAGAGGGUCAGAAAGAGUGGAGCUUUAAACAUUCCCUGCUAUUUGUUUGUGGUGUGGGAGGAAUCUUGUGCUUGUUUUUUUAUUAUUUUCUGUUAAACAGAAACACAAAGCCUCGGAUGUUACAAAACCAGUUUGAUGUUGCCUGAAUCUCAUAUCUCAUAUGAAAACGAGGAGCUCUUGAGCUAAAAGCAAAUUAAAAAAAAAAAAAAAAUCCUUUAAUUAGCCUUCUCUAUCUUUUAAAGUUUAAUCACCUGAAUUCAUUAUUCAAAACAUGGCAAGGUGUGAGGAGUGUACAGUCAGCUGUUCUUGCCUGUACUCUCCUCUAGGAUGUGCUGUAUGCUACACAUCUGCGUGUAUAGAGGAGAGGGCUGUAAGCAACAUCAAGGCAUUGUAGAUUCUCUUUGUACCAAUAAGCAUGGGUUUGGCCGAUCUUUGUUUUUGCAUAAUUGCAGAUAAGGCUCCAUAACCUUUACAGUUUC